AUGGCGCCCAAAGGUGAGGCCGGUGACAGCCCAGACCUCGAAGCGCGGGCCAUCCUCGACGAAGCCGAGAAGCUGCUGACGCUAGGCAAGCUCGAGGAAUCAAGCGAGCAGGCAUUGGUUGCUCGGGAGUACUUCCUGGAGACCGGAGACCUUGCGAGCGAAGCGGAGGCCUUCCGGAUCGAGAUCCUGGCGAAGCAAGAUGAAGGCGAGUACGGAGCAAGGACUGGUGAGGUAGUGCUGAAGGCGAGUGAAAUCGACCUCCUUUGCGAAAUCGAGCUUUCGCGAGCCAAAGCUGCUGGAGACAUCAAGGCAGAGGCAGUCUUGCUGUACACGCUGGUGGAAGUGAAUGUGACUCGCUCAACACACAAGAUGCGCACGGAGUCGAAGGAGUGGUGCGAUGAAUCCAUCAGACUUUUCGAGCAGCUGGGCGCAACCUUCUGGCAAGCACGCGCCGUUUUGAUGAUGGUGAACGUGCAGCAUAAGUUUCAAGAUUCAGACAACAUGCAAAAGUAUGCCAAGCAGGCACACGAGCUCUUCGGACGGGUCGGGGAUCGUAAGAGGCAGGGGAUGGCCCUACAUGCAAGCAGCCUCGCGUACUUGGGGGAGAAGAACACCCCUGCUGCAAUUGACUGCGGGCUGCAAGCUUUGGCAAUUUACCGUGACAUUGGGGAUCGACGAUUGGAGAUUGCGGAGCUGAAGACAAUUGCUGUGUGGCGGAUGGGGCUCGAAGGAAACCAAGGAAAGAUUGCCGCCCGCGAAGCGCUGGAAGCUCUGGAGCUGUCGCGGAAGUACACGGAGCCCAAUCAGGAGAUCCUUCGUCCGAUUGAGACGGUCACGUUACAUGUGGCCCUGCAGGCUUUGCUUCAGAUAGGCGAGCGCAAAGAGGCACUUCGAGCAGCGCAGAUUUCGUUGAAGCGCUUUCAGAAGGACCCCCGCUUGCAGAUGGAGACGGCCACGUUGCAAGUUCUGGUAGACGAGCUUCAGGGCAAGAAGACGCAAAAUGAAAUGGAGCUGAUGCAAGGAAUCAAGUCACGUAAGCAAAGGAUGCACAUCCUCAUUGACUUGGCCAGGUCACACUGCAACAAUGGGCAGAUGGAUGAGGCUGAGGCCGCCGUGGCAGAGGGCCUGGAGCUGGCCCGGGAGUUUGGCAAGACGCUCCGAGAGGCACAGGGCCUCCGGAUCCUGGCCCAGCUGCAGCUGGCCAGAGGCAACCACUACCAGGCCAUGUCUUCGGUCAAGAAGUCCAGAAAGCUAUCCACCCAAGAUGAGGACAAGGAAGGUGAGGCAAGUGCAUGGCUGCUCCAAGCAGAGUGCCAUGCAGCUGCACGCAGCUUCGAUGAGGCUCAAGUGUGCUGCCGGGAAGCACAUGCCAUUUGCGAAGAGCACGACCUGUACAAGAAGGAGAUCGAAGUUUGGCAUCGUGUGGUCGAGCUGCACAUGGCGACAAGUCAUCCUGAUGCCGCGCUCCAAGCUGCAGCCAAGAGAGUCGAAGUCGUGCAGCGCAACAACGGCAGUGUGAAGGAACAGGUUGAGGCACUUGACAUGCUCUGCAGCCUCAUGCUUGUCCAGAAGAAUGUCCCAGAGGCCGAGAAAGCCGCCGCUGAAAUGCUGCGCCUGGCAAAACUCAACGAGAGCUUGGUAGACUUGGAGCUUGCGGCACUUUCUCAGCUGGUGCAGGUGAACAUCGUACGCCUCUCGGAAACACCUGGGCAAGGCAGCUUCGCUGGCAAAGCGCUUCAGUAUGCCGAGCAGGGCUGGUCGCUGGCCUGUCGGGAUGCCGCAAGCAUCGAGUACAAGAGUGCUGCCAAAUACUGGCAGGCCGAAGCUCUGAUCUGUGUAGGUCGACACCAACAAGCUCUGACGGCUGCCUACGAAGCGGAAGCCCUCUUCAAUCAGACCAAAAGAAGCAAAGACCAUGGAGGCAUGCUGCGCUGUCUCCUCCUGCAGGGCCGCCUUGCGAAGGCCUUGGGACGCCUGGACGAAGCAAUACAGUGCGCGGAGCGGGCGAUACAAAAUGCAGUUGAAACUGGAAACUCAUCUGGCGAAAAGAUGGCCCGAGAAGAGAUGCAGCGGAUCCGGCAACCAGACGAGGACUACGCUGACUACGAGCCGGAACCGGCCUACGAAACGAGAGCAUCCAGGCCAGAAGACGCUGGUAACGUCGUUCGGUCGCACGGCAUCGACCGCGAGUUGGUCAAGCAAAAGCUAUCAACACACGUGCAAAACGUGCUCACAGAGGAGCAGCACGUGGAUGCCGAAUCUCCGCUCAUGGACCUUGGCUUGGAUAGCUUGUCAGCAAUCGACUUGCAGAAUCUGAUUGCUUCCUCGUUCCCUUUCAUGGUCGACACGGCGACGGUUCUCUUCGACUACCCGACGUUGCGUGAGCUCACCGAACACAUCGUCGAGCAAAGUCAACUUGCCGGAGUUUGA
This is a messenger RNA of Symbiodinium necroappetens, 2430 nucleotides long. The record is from the annotation of a GenBank genome assembly. Lineage: Eukaryota; Dinophyceae; Suessiales; Symbiodiniaceae.